AUGUCCCAGCCAGAACUGGAAAAAAAGUUAGACGAAGCUGCUGUCGCAGAAUUGCAGCAAGAUUCCCGCGUGCAGGAAGAGGUCAAGACAAAUUGCCAGGCAACUCACGAGGAAAGCCAGAGGCGGGGUGCAGGGGUUUUGGUCAAGGAAGAGGAGCGUCAGGUUGAUGGUGGGGUUGAUGACGCUGAGAUCGAGGUGGAGAAGGAUAUCCUGCCUGAUAAGUUGACUCGAGAGCCAGACGGUCCCGCGACCGCGUGCCAGCCUCCUACAAAAAAGAUUAAGCUUGAAGAGGAGACACCCAAGUUGAAGGAAAAGCCGGCGGAGGAGGAGCAAAACAAUGGCUCUACUGCGCAUGGUGCUACGAGGCCCAAAGUCAUCCUGCAAGCACGUCCCAUAGUGGUCCAGCCAACGAAACCCCAGCUAUCGUACGUGCCCUUAAAGACGGGCUUGGUCUACGAUGUCCGCAUGCGAUACCACGCUAAAAUCUUCACCUCGUAUUUCGAAUACACAGACCCCCACCCGGAAGAUCCUCGUCGUAUCUACCGGAUUUACAAAAGAUUGGUGGAAGCUGGCUUGGUGUUGGACUAUUCACUUUCUGGCAUCGACGAGUUGGGGCCAUAUAUCCAAAAAUUACCCAUUCGAGAAGCGUCCACUGAAGAGAUUCUCGAAGUGCACUCAGAGCAGCACUUGGAACACAUAAAGUCGACCGAAGCAAUGUCCAAGGAUGAACUACUCCGAGAAACCUCUGUUGGUGAUUCCAUCUACUUCAACAACGACUCUUACUUGGCAGCCAAGUUGUCGUGUGGUGGCACCAUCGAAGCCUGUAAAGCAGUGGUUGAGGGCAAAGUGAAAAACUCACUCGCGGCCGUGAGACCCCCAGGCCAUCACGCCGAGCCAAAUUCCCCCGGUGGCUUUUGCUUAUUCAGUAACGUGGCUGUAGCCGCCAAAAAUAUCUUAAAAUCUUAUCCCGAAUCAGUGAGGAGGAUUGUCAUUGUUGACUGGGACAUUCACCAUGGCAAUGGUACCCAAAAGGCAUUUUACAAUGACCCUCGAGUGCUCUACAUUUCGGUUCAUCGUUAUGAAAAUGGGAAAUUCUACCCGGGUACAAAGCAUGCAAACGCCGAGCAGGUGGGCGAAGGUCCAGGUAGAGGGUACAACGUCAAUAUACCGUGGCUAAACGCCGGCAUGCACGACGGAGACUAUGUUUACGCGUUCAACCGGGUGGUGAUACCGGUAAUCUUGGAAUUUGACCCCGACCUCAUCAUCGUCAGCUCGGGGUUUGAUGCCGCCGACGGUGAUGUUAUCGGUGGCUGUCAUGUUAGUCCCGCUGGAUAUGGCUACAUGACACAUAUGCUCAAAGGGAUCGCAAAGGGCAAACUUGCUGUGAUUCUAGAAGGUGGAUACAAUCUCGACUCCAUCAGUGAAAGUGCUUUGGCUGUAGCAAAAGUCCUCAUUGGAGAACCACCAGAGAAUACCAUUUCAAAGCAACCACAGCCGGACGCAAUUGAAAUCAUUGACGAAGUCAUCAAGAUCCAAUCGAAAUACUGGAAAUGCCUCAGCCACGGCGUCACCAAGACGACAUUUGACGAGAUAUACGAUCUCCCGGAUCUAGAUAAGAACAGAUACAAACUCACAAACAUAGCGGACCCGAUCCGUGCCUUCCAGAAUAACGAAGCCUUCACCAAAAGGGAGUUUAUCAACAUACCAAUCAUGAACCACGGCAAGGGAGACCACAAAAACUCCAGUUUCUCGUGUGAUUUACCCGACCAGUACGAGGACUUGAUCAUUGCAAGCCCCGACAUCUACGAAUGCUCAACCAUAAUCAUCACGGUGCAUGACCCUCCCGAUUUAUGGGGGUGCAUCAACCCCGUCAAUGGCGUGAUUGAAAGCAAUUCCAGCAUAGUGCUAGAACAGCCACUUUUCCAAAUCAUGGAUAAAGUAGCCAAGGAGAAAGACGCAGACAACAAUGACCGAGUCGGUUACAUUGAUGUAAAUAUACCGUCUUACCAACUCCCCAUCCCGGGCCUUUCCACCUCCGAGGAAUCAACAUACAACCCCACGAUUUUUGCCCAGGAAAUUCUCUUGUACAUUUGGGACAACUACAUCGCCUACUUCCACCAGCUCAAAAAGAUCAUCUUUGUCGGCUUUGGAGAAGCGUACCAGAGUAUAGUGCAUCUAUUCAGCAAGCGUCCUUCUUCCGAGAUCAAGCGGUUGGUCAAAUUCACAGUGGCGUACGUGAACCGCACCCAAUUGAAACCGUUGGUCCCCGUAAUGGAUGAAAGCAUGGUUGACUGGUUCUACCUGAACUCGACCAUCUUCACCAGCUGCUACAAUCCGUGCUGGAACACCUCAUCAUCUUCAUCUUCAUCUUCAUCGUCUUCUUCGUCUUCAAAUGGAUCUCAUCAUCACAAUGGCACGUCGAAUGGCGACGCAAACGGUUCGGAUGAGUUGAGGAAACCGAGAAGGAAGUUUGGCCGCGUGUUGAAAGCGGGCGUCGAUGGCCUUUUCGAUGUCAUCAAUGACAAGUUCGAUGAAGGCGUGGAUAAUAUCUUGGAUAGCAUCGAGGACUACUCCAGCUCUGACGAGUAG
This is a messenger RNA of Lodderomyces beijingensis, 2589 nucleotides long. The record is from the annotation of a GenBank genome assembly. NCBI's taxonomy places the organism in Eukaryota, Fungi, Ascomycota, Pichiomycetes, Serinales, Debaryomycetaceae.